GUGGACGCUGGGCGCUGGCAGCUUAAAAAAGCCUUUCAAUUCAGGCUACAUAUCCACAGCACAAUCCUUGACGUGUUCGGCUCGUGAGCUCAGAGAAAUCUACGCUUUGAAUUUGGACAGGACUGUUCUCUUUUCCAACGCGAAAAAGUGCGUCUACAAACUCAAACCGGGAGUCCGAGAGCUUGGGCAGCGAGUCCUUCAUAACACAGAGGGGGAACAUAUCCUAGUGACCAAGAACUGCCUUUCUAACAGGAUAACAACUGUCACCGCAGCCUCAGAAGCUUUACCCAAACCACAGAGUUUUUAUUUUUUAUGUUCCUGCUGCAAAAUGUUCUUUCCUUCUUUUUUGGCAUGGUGGAUAAGAGAAUUCAACAUGUGAGCACGUAUCCGCUCUCACUCGCUUUAUUGAUGGGAGAUUAUUCUGUUUUAACGUGAAAACUACUGCGGAGGACGAUUUAUUACAAGAGAAUGUUCAGCAAAUAUCGUGGAAGAAAAAUAACCGUGGAUCUGUAAAGAUUUGUUUAAUUUUUUCGAUCCGGGUAUUGUUAUCUUCGUUGUAUUUUCGUUAUGAUUUUAACAGACUGAAAGGAGAAAGUUCACCCCCCGCCCACCAGCUAAAUCGCAGUUCAAGGGUCACGGUCAGCGGACCGAGAAGGAGAGAAAGGAGGGAGGCUACUUUGUUUGCUCCCCAUAUUUUUGUUUUGCAAAAGUUUGAAUCGUUUUUUUCGGACCGAGGCGACUUGGCGUAGACAAGCAGCUGAAGGGAUGAGCACUAUUGCUCUCGUUCCCCUCCUCUGGUUUGGGAGACGCCAGCACAGACCCGGUGUCCCGUCCCCAUGAGGGGGGAGCCCGUCUGUGAUUCAUAUUUUUGACGCCAUUUCAUUCUUCCCUACUAGAAAGUCUCCCAUUUUUCUAUGUUUUGCUAUAUAUUUGUAUGAGUUUGAUUCAAAGUACAACUUGUAUGACAUUGUCAAACAUCUUUUCAAAAUUAAUUAAGGGUGAAAUAUCCUCCCUUUUGAAGAGAACUCGUGCACCCAUACGUCCAUUUAUUGAAGGUCACGGUGUGUUAGUGAAGUAGCCGACUGAAGCAGGGCGUCCGGUGGCAUUUUUUUUAGACCUCUCAUACCGUACCGGGGCCCUGCAACCCUACAGCUUAAUGAUGGAGAUUCAUUGUAAGCACGACCCGUUUGCGGCAAUGCACAGACAUGGCGGGGUGAACCAGCUUGGAGGUGUGUUUGUUAACGGCAGGCCCCUCCCAGAUGUAGUUCGACAGCGAAUAGUGGAACUUGCCCACCAAGGGGUCCGGCCCUGUGACAUAUCACGCCAGCUACGAGUGAGCCACGGAUGUGUCAGCAAGAUACUGGGCAGAUACUAUGAAACGGGCAGCAUCCGCCCCGGGGUAAUCGGGGGAUCCAAACCAAAGGUUGCUACUCCCAAAGUGGUCGACAAGAUCGCCGAUUACAAACGCCAAAACCCCACCAUGUUUGCCUGGGAGAUCCGGGACAGGCUCCUGGCCGAGAGAGUGUGUGACAACGACAGUGUCCCCAGUGUCAGCUCCAUCAACAGGAUCAUUCGGACAAAGGUUCAGCAACCGCCCGGCCAAACGGGCUCAGUGUCGGCUCACAACUUAGCAACUUCUGUGGCGGCCACACAAGUGUCAGCAGUGACCAGCGACUCAGCCGGCUCCUCGUACUCUAUCAGUGGCAUUCUUGGUAUCAGCUCAGCUGCCGACGUGGGCAAGAGGAAGAGGGACGAAGGAUUACAGGAGUCGCCGCUGGCCAACGGGCACGGCCACAGUGGGCGGGACUUCCUCAGAAAGCAGAUGAGAGGGGAGCUGUUCUCACCGCAGCAGAUCGAGGUAUUGGACCGCCUGUUUGACAGACCAUGUCCAAUCCAAUCCAGCUCUGACCUCUAUGUGAGCCCUGACUCUGGCAAGACGUCAGAUUAUUCUGCCAUGGCCUCACUAGCGGGAGGACUGGACGAGAUGAAGAACAGUUUGGCCAAUCCUGGUACAGGGGCGGAGUUAGGAGCCAGCGUGUCAGGUCCACAGUCCUAUUCACUUGUUCCAGGUCGAGACUUAGCCAGCACCACUCUGCCAGGCUACCCUCCUCAUGUUCCUCCCACUGGACAGGGCAGCUACUCCACCCCCUCCCUCACUGGCAUGGUACCAGGUGGAGAUUUUUCUGGCAGUCCAUAUUCCCAUUCCCAGUAUUCCACAUACAACGAAUCGUGGAGAUUUCCUAACCCCAGUUUAUUAGUGUUUCAGCAGGAUUACGGGUCUCUCCUGGGAACAGAAAUCGGCUGCUCCUCCAGUCUCUUCACCAGCCAGGCUGGACAGAUGCAAGGGUCUCCGUACUACUACAGUGCAACAUCGAGGGGGGCGGGGCCUGCUGCCACUGCAACAGCCUCCGCCUACGACCGCCACUGACCCCACCAACUAUGAGAAGAGGAGAAUGAAGAGAGGAGGAAGAGGAGGGAUGAGAGGACGGAUAGCACCAGCACUGCACAGUUCAAACCUGCCUACGGAUGGACGACAAUGAGAAUGAGGAUUUCAAAUUGCUGACGUCAGUUUGAAUUUUCUUUCAUUGACACGUAAGCCAACAAACGCACUGCUGGGCUGCAACACAGACAUAUAUUGGUACUACAUUACCGAAAGGACACAGGCAUGGCAGUGUCAAUAACUGAUGGAGAUAGGACUGGUCAGAAGCAAGUGAAUCUCCCGUAAAAUAUCGGUAUCCGUAUCCAAUCAUCUACAAAUCCAAGGAGUCAGUGGACUAAGUGUGCAACAGUGAUUGAAACUGUAUUGUGAUCUUCUGGGUAAAAUGUGUUUUCAGGUUGAGAAUAUUUUCAAGGAACUUAUUUGUGUUGAUUAGAGCAAAAUCACUUUUUCAAACAAGUCUUUUUAAGCCCCGGCAUCAAUCAAUUUUCUAUGCCAUGUUGGUGAAGUAAAGACAAUCCAAUUCACAUAGCUUGACCAAAAUCACCCAUAUCAUUAUCAUUCUAGUCUCUUUACUGUAGAUUCAACAAAUUUCCCCUGGGAUCACAAUGCUUAAUAAAUGGGAUACCAUCAUUACGAAUGGUAGUGUUCAGCUUUACGAUUGAGUGUUUGCUAAGCACCGGCCCCUUCAGUUACUGUUGCAAUGCCUGUCAAAUUUUCUCUUCUGCAGAAUGAAGUAGCCACAAAACAGCAUUCCUAGCCUGCAGUCAUAUAGACUGAGCAAAUAUGUCGUAUAGUUUAACCAGUCAUCACUUUUACUCUUCAGAGGAUCUCUACAGCUCCAUGCACACUGCUUCAACAUGUGGAGAAAUCCAAAGCUUGACAGGCCUCCCAUGUCUAGUUAUGGUUGCCAAGCUCUGAUUGGAUAUCUGCUGAUUUGGGCUUAGGUCUAGCAAAUGCUAAGUCCAAGGGGUUGUAGCCAGAUCCAAAAGUAUCACAGAAACUAACAUCAGGACUUCCAUUCAAAGUUUCCCAGUAACUGACCAACAGGCCUUUCAGUAAAAGCACAGUCUAAAAUCUGAGCCCUCUGCUGUAAAAUAACAACUGUAAAUUUUCACAUCAGACCAAAAUCAUAUCCACCAGGGAGCGUUAUUGUACAGGAAGGUGCUAUCCUACCUCCUCGGCCAAGAUUUAGUCCUGAACAAGAGCUAUUUAAAAUGGGAGGAGACACAGAGUAAUAUAUUAAGAAGCUUUUCUGCGCUGCACUCCGUGAUGAGAGUGAAUGCCUGUAAUGAUUUAUAAUAUGUGUCACGCUGUUGUGCUAGAAUAGUGAUGAUGAUGAUGAUGAAGAUGAUGAUGAUGAUGAUGCAGUGAAAUAUGAAAUCUUAAUAACUUUCAAUAUGAAAAAAAAAUUGUUUAUAAAUAUGAUUGCGAUUUUCUUGUUUAUUGUUUGUUGCCUGGUAUCAGUUGACACAGGUGCCAUUGAAUAAGAUGCCAUUUUUAUCUGCUUCCUGCUUAUUAAUGUGAAGAGACAGGAAGCAGUGGCACCCUCUCUUUCUCUCUUCUCUCUCUCACUCUCUUUCUAUUUCUCUCUUUAAACUCCCCAAAGAUGGGCCCCCACUAGUGGAUCGGCUGACUAACUACAAAAGCACAAAGAGACUCAAUCAUCAUUUAAAGGCGCCAUUUUACUUUUUUGACUUCCCUUUAGAACCAUUAAGUAAUUCUUCGUCUUCUACUGCCCCUUUUGAGUGAUUGUCCUUGUGCUGUUUGACAUUCUGAAAUUGUUCCUAUAAAAGCAUUGCGUUCGUGAAAACACAAGUGAAACUUUUAUUUUUGUUUGUCUCCUACAUCAGUUCUGCGCUGUGACAAUGUAUGACACCAGGGUCGAGGCCUUACCCAUCAUGUACAGACAGAGAAGGACACAAUUGCCCAGCCCUCAGUGCUGAUCUAAUAUCAGUGUAUUAUAUGUUUGAGGGCCCAAAGUGUUGAUCUUGUGAAAGGGCAAUACCUUCCUUAACCUGUACGUAGCUUCCUGUCUCAUUUAUAUUCAUUCAAAACUUGUACAGCAAUCAGUGAUUAGGAAGAUAAGUAACAAGUCACCAUGUCAAUAGCAAUUUUAACUAUUCACAAUUUAGAUUUUAGGGAUAAAACUUUCUUUAUGAUAACAAAAAACUAAGAGGUGUAUGGUAUCGUUUUAGCCAUUGUCUGCAAGUGUUUACAUAUCUUUUGUUUGUUUUGGUUAAGUGUGGCUGACUGUAGCGCUUCAUUGCUACUGUGUAGUUUUACUAGCCAACAAAAGGCACCAAAUCUGUAGCAUGAGACAAACAAUUUAGGUAUUUGAAAUAUACCUAUAAACACUGAACAAAGCUGUUAGUUUCUCCAUCUAUGUUGUUUCUGGGUUUUGAAACUGUGAUAUUGGAUCCUUUUACAUUUGUAAACCUUAAAAGUUGUGUGUCCACAACUCUGAAGCAGAUUGUUAUGAAGGCUUGCAUGCUGUGAUGCCAGCGUGUAUCGCAGCAGGAGCCUCUCCUUAUUUCUGUCUUUCUCUCUUGAUCUUUCUGAGGCAUUAUUGAACCUGAACCACACCAGCUGAAAACAAGGACAGUGCCUUUAGUUUUAUAUGUCGACUCCCCUGACUGACCACGCAUCACUGAAACAAGAUUUAUCGUCCCUCCCUGCAACUCCUUAAACAAAACUCUGCGAACACAUGGCUGAGUUGUAAAAAGCCUUUCACAAAUAAAUAGCAGCCAGUUAUUUUAAACUCUGGAUAAUAAUUUACAAGUACCAAUAGUAGCAUAAAGAGAUAGCCCUGAUCCAGCACCAUUUCAGUCAGAGAUUCAUUAAAACUGUAAAAGGUAUGAUGUGAAAAAUAUAAACACAUCUGAUGGAAAAUAAUCUUACCAAUCUACAAAAGACAACAGGCCAUGGACGGUCUAUUUCAUGAAAGUCAAGUGGCCCAAGGAGUCCUUUCUCUGAUGAAAUAAAUUAUGUUUUAGACAUGCAACUGUUAAAAUGAUUCCCAUAAAAUGUUGUUAAACAUUCAUGUUCCCCAGAGGAUGAAUCCUGAUUAUCCUUCUAAUAAUACCAGCAGGUCCAGAGUUUUUCUAAUUGUAUCAGCGAGUUUAUGGAUUGUCACAUUUUGAACAAAGUUCCUAAAUCCAAGAAAACGUACCAACCUAUUUUUGGUUAUCCACACACUUACAAUGACGUUGACUUGUGGUUUCCAGUGAAUGUUUUUUUAAUACCUUAGUUUAUGCUUGUAUGAUGGGAAACAUGGUACACACUUUACCUGUUAAAAUUGUGUUUGUGAAACCAAUGCUUACUGUCACUAAAUACAGUCGCAAAUUUGCUAGCAUACAGUAGCUUCACACACUUGUUGUUGUUGUAACUUCAUAGUCGUCUGAUAUUGAAGAUUGUUUCACCAUUCCUAGUUAAUGUUUUGAUAAUCCACCCAUAACAAAUUUAAUCAGUGAAUCUCAGACUGAAAUAUACAGUUUUGAGAAAUAUUCAAGCAGGACCAAUAUGUGUUGUAAACCGCCCCUAAAUAGGACCAACUGACUGAAGGCACAAAAUGUAUAGAUAAGCCAAGUAAGCUACAGACACGUUACAAGUCUGUUCAUUACCAUUGCUUUCUAUUCAUCAACAACAGCAUCUUACAAUUUAAUGACACCCUUUUACCAAACAGACACAUGCACACACACACACACACACACACACACACACACACACACACACACACACACACACACACACACACACACACACACACACACACAUUACUGUGAACAUGAAGAAAUAUUGAUUGAAAGUUGUUCUCCUUGAGGAGGUGAUUCCAGUCGUGCCUCCUGUGUCCGCUUGCGAGAUGCUUCAACACGAAACAGGCCAAAUUCAUAGCCAAGAAUACAGCCAUACGUUAACAGGAUUAUUUGUUAACUUUGCAUCUCAUAGUGACACAGCUUGCCUUGCCAUUGCGUUGACCUAAUUGGUUCACAUGGGGAAAGAAUGAGUUUUCAUUGGCCUAGAGCUGUUUCGAUUGGCAGCCAUGACAUUGACUGCAGCGAUCAGGGGGGGCUGUCAUUGUGGGUGGUACUGUAGGAAGUACAGCGGGCAGAGACCAUACACACACACACACACACACACACACACACACACACACACACACACACACACACACACACACACACACACACACACACACACACAUAAAUAUAAGUACAGACACACUCUCUCCCUCUCUUUGUCCUUUGCGGAGUGAUCGCCCCUCCUUUUAUGCCCCGGUGUUCCCCAGGGGAGGCCAAACCUGCUGUGCCAUCAGAAGCUCAUCCCAUCUUUUUUCUCCCCCUCCCUCAGCCCUAAUCUCAUCAAAUCUCAUGCAGUCUUCCCCCCUCUCAUCUUCCCUCCUGUAGCACUGACACAUCACCAGGAUUAGGAAUAUUAAAACUAUUCUGUUGAUUACGGGGCCUGUGACCUUCCUCAAAAAGUCCUCCCUUCUUCCUUUAGACAACCCUAUUAAUCCCUUUUUUCCUCUCUUAUUCUUACUUCUCUCUGACCAUUCAGACGUGAUACUCUCUGUCCUGUCAGAAAUGUUGCAUAGGAAUGAAGCAGGUUGUUUGUGCCAAAGCGAGGUCAUUUCAAUGGCAAUAUUGCUGCCGGCAUAUUUGGCCAAGCAUUUUCUGUGUUAUUGCAUCUCAUAUUAUGUUUUCUCUUCAUGUAUUUGUAAAGCAUUUAAGACACAAAGCAACUCUAGUUUCAGAUCAAACAACGACAUUUCAUUUACAGCUUUGCUACAGUUUACUGUGCAUGAAAAUGCAUUUGCAUCCUGAAUUGUUAUCCCAGCUCCUAAUCAAAUAGGAAACUGAAAUAAAUGCAAAUUAGUUUUUUUCUUUAUUAUGAUUUCUCACCGAGUGCGCACCGCCUGACUGUAUCUCAAUAUGAAUCCAUGAAGAUGACUACUGCCUUCCGUAAAACCUGAGGGGAUUUCAGCAUCACAUCUUGACAGCAAUUAGUGGCACAAUCUGUUUCAUGCUUGCUGAUAUAACUAGGCUUUGGACAGAUCUCAUACUGAAGUGUUUCAAUGUUCUCUACAUCUUAAUAUUUUUCAACUGUGGAAGAGGAGAAAAUACACAGGACUCAGCCUACAAACAUCCUCUGUGCUUUUUAAGCAGAUGGUUCAAUCAAAAAAAAAAAAGAUAACAUGUUUUUUCACCUUACUGUGGCCUUUUGUGUAACAAUCUGGAGUUUUGUUUGUGUUCAUGGCUUCCUACCUGGGGUGAUAAAGAGAUAUUUAUAUAUGUAAUGUUUUGGAAAAAAAAAAGAAUAAACAAAAUACAUCAAAAUGCAAAGACAAAUUAGGUUUCAACAAUUCAGCUUGUUCAAUUCUUUUAAUUCCAAAAAUACAAAAAGAAAACAUAUCUGUAACAUUCACCAAAGCCUGUGAUGCCUGUUUUAAAUAAUAGAUUCUUGUACAAAAAACAUAUAAAAUAGCAGAAAAGACUUACAGAUACAAACACAAAAUGAAGAUAAGAAUUGCCUUCAAAUAUUCCGGAGGGGAGGAUUUAAAAAAAAAAAGUAAAAGAAAUGCUUCUUUAAGAAAAUGUGUAUGUUUUUUAUUCAAUUUUCUAGUAGUUGCAAACAAAACUUGGUGUUUUUUCUCUUUGUGUGUUGUGUGUUGUCUUAAUAUUUGAAUGUAUUUUACUGCAGUGCGAAUUUGCCAAAGAUAUCAUAUCACUUGAUUUCUCUUCUUCAUUUUUUUGGUUUGGUUUUCUGUUAAUGAAUUGUGACCAACUUUGCUCAGAAAAUUGGAAAUAAAUGGUGAAUUUGAUAUUUUUCAUAUUUCUAUUGUUAAUGUUAUUGUUAUUUUAUUUUUUGGGUUUAAGUUUACUGUGGAAUAUUAAAUUGCAGUUUGCUUUAUGCAUCUCUUCAUACUCAGUGUACCUGUCCAUCUGUCCACCUGAGUGACUGUUGUUGGUGAAUUAUUCCAUUUAUGUACCUGUAAUGUGAAGCUAAGAAGUAAUUAUUUGUAAAUAUUUGCCAUAAUUUUAUUGGUCCUUCAGAAUAAAAAAUAAUUUUUUGGAA
Messenger RNA from Eleginops maclovinus (Patagonian blennie), 8512 nucleotides. RefSeq names its product paired box 5 (gene pax5). The record is from RefSeq and is a predicted model, not a curated record. NCBI's taxonomy places the organism in Eukaryota, Metazoa, Chordata, Actinopteri, Perciformes, Eleginopidae. The transcript is spliced from 11 exons. Gene Ontology annotation, biological process: regulation of transcription by RNA polymerase II; anatomical structure development. The coding region runs from base 1157 to 2428 and encodes 423 amino acids. Gene Ontology annotation, molecular function: DNA-binding transcription factor activity, RNA polymerase II-specific; RNA polymerase II cis-regulatory region sequence-specific DNA binding.